GCAAGACCAACGCGAGCGGAGGCAACCCCCUGGACUACGUCCGCUGUGCGAACUGCUCGUACAAGUGGAACUUCAAGGCCAGGAUGGACUGCUACAAUUGCAAGAAGCCGCUCAAGCCUGCAGCAGUGGACAAGCCUCCGCAGCUACGGGCAUCGGCGUGGUCUUUCGUGCGCGAGCCGUGGGUGCACUCGGACGACUGGAUCGGGCACGAGGCACCACUGCCGCAGCCUGCCCCGCCGUCGGACGCAGAGUGCCUCGCGGCGUUGGCGGCCAGGCAUCCCGAGCACUGCCUGCAGCUCGAGGCCAUCAAGAAGGCCGUCGCACCACCGCCCGUUGCGGCCACGGUGUUGCCAGAUGUGGCUCUCAACCGCGCCCAGGCCAAGCAGAGGCGGGCCCAAGCCGCCUUCCUCUCCAAGUCCCAGCAGGUUCGCGACGCUGAGCAGUGGCUCCAGGCCUGCCGCGAGGAGGAGGUGCGUGCUGGGGAGCUCGUCCUGGCGUGCGACGUGGAGGUGGAGCAGGCCUACAAGGCAGCCGCGCCCAAGGGCGUCCAGGUGCAGGCGCAGGUGGCGCAGGAGUCAGGCGCCAAGGCUCAGCCUGCCGUGGGCCUCAACGUCACGGCGCUGUUGGCGGAUGACUUCCAGGUCGAGGCAGGCGACGCCUUCAGGCUGGACGACCCCGACCUGGACAUCACCGACGCGGAGCGGGAGGAGUUCAACAAGUCCCUGGAAGGCUUCGUCGAGCAGGUCAAGCAGCACGUGCGCACCACCUUCGGGGAGGCCAAGACGCAGCUGGAGCAGAGGCGCAGCGAGAUCGACGCCAAGCACCAGCAGCUGCUGGCCAGGCCCCUGCCCCUGUGCCGCCUGGGGCCCCUGCUGGGCCUCCUGUUGCUCACCUUCCAGAGCCACCCAGCCUCCGCGGCCCCGAUGGCGCAGCCAAGUUGGCUCAGCUCAGGCGGGACUUGGAAGCAGCAGCCGCCGUCCCAGCUGGGGGCGCAGAUGCGUAAGGCCCAGCCCUGGGGACCUGAUGCACCGCCAGUGGCCAAGCCACGAGAGCCCAGACUCGUCCGCCUGGGCAGACGGCAGCUGGCCAUCCUGGCCACGCGUAUGCGCCGCAUGGCUCGGCGCUGGCGCCCCCCGUCUGUGGGGACCGAGGCUCAGGACCGCAGGCACUGGGACUCCUACUGCGUACCGUUCAUCUUCCACCAGCUGAGCUCUGGGGAGUACACCGCCAUGCUGGACGACCUGGCAGCCACCACGGGCAGCGGAUCCCGAAUUGCCAAGCGCAUGAGGACUGCACGGGAGUUGGGCGACGAAGCCUGGAACCGUGGAAGGGAGGCCAGGCGCCUCCAGCGGCAAUGGUUAGAGCAUCUGCAGUUUACCAAUCAUGAGGCUUUUGAGCGUGAGGCGGCUCAGCAGGACCGCAACCAGUCAGCCGCGGAGCGGUGGUUCGACCGUCAGUCCCAGGCCACGCCGACAACGCAGGCCCCCACCGUCUACUUCGACGACCGCAUCCACUGUUGGAGAUUGUGCGCCGCGGAGGUGCUGGAGGCCGAGCUCGGCCCAUCCACCUCGACUGGGACUUCGGAGGAGCCGGGGCUCUGCGCAGCCUCGCCAGGUGACUGCACCGAGCUCACUCCCACCCCAGCCGCGAGCAACCGCACGGACGAGCACCGAGGAGCCGCCCCAAGCAUUUCAGCUGCUGGCCUCUCUGCCGUCCCAGGCAGCCCAGACCAGCUUACGUCAGUCGGUGUUUGCUACGAUUCAGCUGUUUCCACGGGCGAUGGACUCUCGGCCGUUGACGGUGGCACCCAGACAUGCAUCGUCGGCACGGCGCAGGAGGCUGUGGCUCACCCUACCGAGGGCAAGGACCUCAGCGUCGGCGGCGUUGGCGGCCAGUCCACCUGCAGCGGGACUUCGGCAAAGCCCCAGUGCGACGUCGCCAAGUAUCGACCCCCAGCAGCAGGAGCUCGUAGAGGCAAGCGUCGACAGCGGAGCCACAGGCGCUUCACCUUCCACAGUGUCAACGCCAGCCUCAGCUGGGGCAACGUUGUGGGCUACCUCCACGGAGCGGCACACCAGCAGCUCACCGAGGGCAAGAUUCCGAUCAUCGGUUUCCAGGAGCACGGCAAGCGGCGUUUGUGGGCCGAAGAGAGCGCACGGGCCCUGCUGCCCUUGGGCUGGAGGGCCCUGCCCGCGCCAGCGACGGACGGCCCGAAGGGAGGGGCCUCGGCGGGCGUCAUGCUGGCGAUACCUGCCUGCGUCGGCGUCACCCUUGCAGCUGGACAGCGACACUGGGACAUAUCGCCCCCAGGCUGUGCGGGCAGGCUCCUGAUGGCCACCCUCGAGGCCAAGGGCAUCGGCAAGUUGCUUGUUUUCUGUGUGUAUUGCUUCACGGGUCAGAAGCUGGCGUCAGUGGGCAAUUAUGCUCUCCUGUCGGUCAUCACAGGGUGGGCAGUCCAGCUCCAGCUGCCCUGGCUAGUCAUCGCGGACUGGGAGAAUCUACCUGACGCAUUGGAACGUUCGCCGUGGAACAACCAGCUCAGAGGCCGUGUCGUAGCAUGGCAAGGGGAAGGGGGCACCAACCGCUCCCCGCAUGGUGAGCGCGUGAUCGAUUACUUCUGGAUGCACUCCAGUCUGGCGGCCAAUAUUUCCCCAGCCCGCAUUGACGACGACGCGGUCUACCACCCUCAUCGAGCCACAUGGGUAGAGUUUCUGCAGCCUUGGUCCGCCUUUACCUACACCAAGCUCAUCCGACCCCACAAGUUCCCGAUCCCAGGAGUCAAGCCGAAGCAUUUCGAUCUCUCAUGUCCAGACGUGCCUGCGGGUUUCGACCCCGAUGCGGUGCCUACCCAGGAGCUCCUGGACGGCACCUGGGAGGUCUUCUGCCACGCCGCCGAGGAGGAACUGAUCCAAAAGGUGGGUUUGGACCCCAGCAGUCGGCAAGCCGAUCAAUGCCGAGGGCGUGGGGGACCACCACGCUUCAAGAAAUGCCCGUUGCUCCCGACCCACACCGAGGCCAUCGCCUCGUACGGGGAGGCCAAGCGCUGGAGGUGGUUUGCCAACGAGUUGGCUUGGCUGGGCAUCAUUGAAGUGAAGCUUUUCAGCUACACGGGCGCUUCCGACCUGGCCCUCACCACGCUGCACCAGCAGCGGCACGCCUCCAUUCGCAAGUUGCGUGACCGCUUCAGACUCCACAUGCUGGUUGAAGGCGUGGCUGAGUUGCAGGAGUUCUUCGAGGUUUUCACGUCUCGGGACCGCGGCUUCGAAGACUUGCAGGAGCUCGCGGAGUGGCGCCUCAGCUGCAGUCAGUAUGCCUCGUACUUAGAGUGGCAGAUCGGCAAGGAACGACGAGAUUCCUUCAAGCAGCGGUUGGAGGACGACUUCCCAGGCUCGCAGGGGCUCCUCCACAAGGUCACCAAGUGGCGCCAGGCUUGGCAGGCCCCCAAGGGCAGCAUAUCCAAGAAGCUGCUCCCAGCGGCGCCUCAGGACGCCGUGGACCAGGAGUUGCACGACUGGUCGAAGGUCUGGGUCACUGGCUCAGGUUUCCCCAAGCCAUGGAGGGGCCUCCAGCAAGUCGCUGUCACGCCGCCCAGCCCUCACCACCUGCGUGGCUUGGCCCAGCGUUUCAAGGCCAAGACGGGGAUUGGCGUGGACGGAUGGCAACCAAAGCUUUGGGCGUACCUCACGGACGGCACGCUCUCGGUGCUCGCGUCAUUGUUGGCCUGGAGCUACGACUACACGGCGGCGGGCCAAUCCUCCGAGCGUGCCCUGUGGAAAGCUUUGUUGGACGAUGAGCUCGUGUUGGGCACAGGCAUACGUGCGGCUACGAUGCUGGCGGACCUCGCCAAGUGUUAUGAGAAGGUUUCCCAUGAGCGUAUGUGGUGGCUUGCAGCUUGGUGGGACGGCCCGCUGGAGGUGGUCGCGCUCGCGCUGGAGAGUUUCGCCUUUGGCCGUGUCAUUCGUCUUGGGGAGGCCUGCUCGGCGCAGGUCCUGUCCUCCACAGCGCUCCCAGCGGGCAGCCGUUUCGCGCCCACCUUCCUGAGGUUCUACCUCAUGCUGUGCUUAGACGACCUGCUGGGGGUCUUCCGCCUCACGAUCUACCUGUACGUUGAUGACAUCGCCCUGCGGGUCAUGUCCACCGAGGCGCGCGUCUUGCACAUUUUGCCGCAGGCCACGCGCUUGCUGUUCUGGAUGUUGGAGUCCUUCUUGGGCCUGGAGGUAGCCCGAGCGCGGGACGGGGCGAGAGGCAAGUGCUCCUUCCUGCAAACGGCCACUCCGUCUUCAGGCUUGACGCAGGCCAUGGCCGUCCUGGGAGUGCCGCCCAGCACCUCUGAGCGGUGGCUCGGUAUCGACUACGGUCCCAGCGUCAAGGCAGAGAACCAGUCAGCCCCAGUCAGGCACGCGCGGCUCAAGAUAGCCAAGCAGCGCUGGCCUAAGAUACGCGGCCUUCCUCGUGCACGCGGGGGCAAGCUCAAGAUGGUCGUGCGGCAGGGCCUCGGAGCCUCGGUCGCCUACGGUGCCCGUGUCCGCGGCACGCCCAGGCCCAUCGUGCGUUUCAUCCAACAGAAGGAUCGGGCCGUCCGCAGAGGCGCCACAGCCUUUACCUCCCGAGUCUUGCACGACGGCCUCGACCCCAGUUGCGCCGACGCCCUCGUUCUGGCGCCGCUGCUGGCCUGGGCCAGGGAAGCUUGGGACCACCCAGAGGGGCGACGGGCGCAGGCCACGGCAUGGGCCCGAGUGCAGCAACAGCUCGCGCUGUACAGCGACGCCGACGCGCAGGAGUUGUGGUCAGUGGUGCGCGGCCCAGCGGGGGCCACCUCGGUCACAGUCAGAGCCCAUGGGUGGAGCAUGCCAUCAGCCUUUGAGGUUGUCUUGCCUCCACGUGGCGGAGUGCUCCAAGGAGGGGACGUACAUCUGGACCUACUGCAGAUCUGCCCCAAGUCCGUUGAGGCCGCCGUGCUGUUGGCCGCCCGUUCCCGAGCUUUGUGCCAGUGGGCGGCGGCCCAGCCCGAGCGGGCUGCGCUCCUGCCAGCGCCGUGGCUCACCCCAGCGAGGCAGUUGGUCAAGCGACGCAAGCAGGACGGGUGGCUGCAGCACCAUGCCGACGCGGUCAAGAAGGCGGUGCUGGGAGGUUUCCCUUCGCAGGAGGCUCUUUUCUUGUCGGGCCAGGCGGACACUCCGUAUUGCCAGCUGUGCGACGACACGACCUGUUUCGGCACGCACCAGCACUAUUAUUGGCGGUGCGGCAGCCCGACGUGUGCUACAGUAAGGGAGCAGCUGACAGCCCACGACGCAUCACCUACCUUCAGAGACGUCAGCCACCUGGGCGUGUCGGCCUCCUCGUCGGAAGCCUCAAGGUGGCUAUGGGAACGGGGUCUGCGGCGGACCCCAUGUUACGGCUUGGCUUGGAGUCUACCGUCGCAGCGCACCUAUUGGAUCGUCAAUGGCGCGGCCCCCGAGCUCACGGGUGUGCUGGUGUCGGACGGAUCAGUCAAGGGCUUGGAUGACCUCAGGCACGGCGGCUGGGCGGCUUUGCAGUGCACAGCGGAGGCCGAUGACGUGGUGCAGGGCCUGUACGGCCCACUGCCCUUUCCCGACCCCAGCUCGGUCCUGGCAGAGUUGUGGGGUCUCCUCCACGCCCUCAGGCAUGCGAUCUUCAUCACGGCCAUCAUCAUUGACAAUGCCCAGGUGGUCCAAGGCUUGGCUCGUGGCAGGGCAUGGUGCUGCUCCUCGGCCAGGCCCUAUGCGCACGUCUGGCUCGAGAUCUGGGACCGCCUGGACGACAUGGACAUCCGUCCUGGCAGGGAGCUGUCUGUCAUCAAAGUCACCUCGCACAUAUCGCAGGCCAAACGUCUAGAGCUGCCAGAGGAGGUCCAGAUUCAUAUGAAGCACAAUGAUUUAGCAGACGAAUGGGCCAAGCAAGGGGCAGACCUCAGCGCGCCGCCAGAGUGGGCCACGUUGCAGGUCAAGCAGGAGCUCAAGGCCACCAAGCGCGUGCUCGAGUACAUCGGGCACUUCAGGGUCCUCCUCGACGGGGUCAAGUUGGCGGAGCCUAGGCCCAAACGACAGCAGGGCCAAGAGGCCAACAUUCCGCAGGCAGCGCGACCUCAGGCUGGUCCCAGGCACCCGCACGUUCUGGAAGUGUGCCGCGGUUAUUCCAAGUGCACCAGCUGCGGCAAGAUUGCCCGCACUCGCCUCGCGGCCUUUCAGUUGCAGGAGUGCCGUGGUCGUCUCCAAGGGCUCCAGGGCAAGUUAGUCAAGAGUGCGGUCAAGAGAGGCAGGGUGGCAGUGCCUCUUCUCGUGGCAGCAGGCGCCGCCGCUCGGCCUGUCCGACAACGACCAGGCCAUGGAAAUCAGGAUGAGCCUCGUGUAGAGCCCGACCCUGCGCCAGCCUCCCAGCUGGGCCCCGACCCGCUGUGGGCUCAUGUCGCAGCAGCCCGUGAGGCUCUGGGCAGGAUGGAGCGGAUACCCGACGGCCCUGCGUGCAUGGGAACCCCGUCAAGCCAGCCACACAUCACGCUCGAGCAGCAGCAGGUCCGUUCCAUCAUGGACGAUGCCAUCAUCUGGGCGUCUUUCUGGAUCGAUCGCUUCGACGUGGCUGGCUUCACCAACGAGUGGGACUACCGUACGCGGUGUUCGGAAUACCUUGAGAGGUUUCUCAGCCUGGCGACGUGGACUCCAGUUCGAGAGCAUCUUUUACGUAGCAACCCUGGCCGCACUCUAGGGCAGGUAGUCGACGACCUAUGCGCUACCUCUUGGACGCGGGCCGAGCCAGCCCGUCAGGCUCAGUUCGCCAGAGUACGGCCUGACUCGGGUUUGACAGCCAAACAGCGACGUCGGCUGCUUCGGCAUCACUUCGACGUGCUGAACCAGGUCAGGGAGCGUUUCAAGGAGCUUCUGGGAGAUCGUGCCCCGCCUGAGACGGCCUCAUGGCACCAGUGGGUCUUCGAGCCCCUCUCCUCGGAGGACGACCAAGGAGGUGAUGCGGCAGGCCGCGCAGCCGAGGGCGCCAUGGGGUACGACGAUGCCGACGAGUUCGCGGCCCUCAGCGUGCACAGCGACCUCGAGGUGGUGGAGGCAGGCGGCACGGCGGCCACCGGCACCCAGGCGUCAGAGCGCGUGUCGUCGCCCAAUCCCGACCUCGCCCCCAGGGCACUCCAGCCACAGGAGGAGGGAGCUCCAGCGGGUGGGGUGAGGCGGGAGGGUGUUUUGCGGAUCCGCAGUGCGGCAGCCACCAGUUCCCAAGAAGUGGUCGGCGGUGGUGUGGCUGGCGCUGGGGCAGCGGUGCCCACGGGGUCGACUGCGGUUCAACCUGAUGAUGAGCCUGGAGCUGAUCUGGGCGAGUUGGCCAACUCCCUGGCCGUGGACGGCAAGGCUGCCACCCAGGCAGCGGCCGCAGCGUGCUCCGCCCCCUUGGCGGCACACCAAGCUCGUGCUGGCCAGGGCAGCCUGAAACACGGUGGUAAGGCCCCAAGGACUGGUUCCUCAGCACCUUCGGCGGCGGCGGCGGGCUUGGGCCAGGGAGGCCUGGCACCGCUGGCGGGGCCCCCGCCGCCCUCGGCUGCGGCCGCGGCGGCCUCGGAGCCAGAGCAGGGUGCGCGCGGGCGGGCGGCCUCUGCCCAGCCCGCCAGGAGUGGCCAGGCGUUGCCUGGGACGGCCAGGGCCGCUUCGUCGGAGCCGCGGCCGCAUACGGUCGAGAUCAUCGGCCACUUCGUGGUCUGCGUGGUUUGCGGUUCCUACUACAGCUCGGUGGCCAGGAACCUCGGCGGGCCGUGCAGGCGGCUGGACCCGCGGGACCCUGGCGACAGGGAGCGCCUCAGGCGCAUCCGCCGCAUCCAGCGCGGCCAGGACCCAAAAACUGGACGGGAUCUGAG
Prorocentrum cordatum is the source of this 7873-nucleotide messenger RNA. The record is from the annotation of a GenBank genome assembly. NCBI's taxonomy places the organism in Eukaryota, Dinophyceae, Prorocentrales, Prorocentraceae.